CGGCCCCAAGGGUGAAGUGCCAAGUCGCUGCAUUGAGCAAGCAACAAGCCGCAUGUUCUUCUGGCUGCCAGUCACCCUGGCGCCGGCCUGGUCGCGACGGGUGGGCACGAUCGGCAGCGCGGUCGAGUCGCGGCCUGCGGAGUGGGUCGGCCACAUCUGUGGCGGUGCCGCCCUCGCGACUCUGCGGACUGCGCACCCACGGCUCGAGCUCGGGUUCCAGCUCGACGCCUCCGCCGCGGUCGGGCCGGCGCUCGUGUUGGGGGGCUUUGCCGCGCUACAAGUGCGCGGCGCGCUCGGGCUGCGCGACUCUCAGCCUGAGCAGGGCGCUCGCGGCAGCCUGCUGCCCUCCGGCUCGCGGCGGGCGACUGUCAAGGACGUCCUGAUCGGCGGUGCCCUCGUGCUCCAGAUCUGCUGGUUCCUUCUCUCGCUCACCGACCCGCUUGGCGGGGGCGGCUCGCAGGGCGGCUUUCUGAACCGCGCGCUCUCCGCCGGCGGGGAGUGGGUGGACCAGCGGGAGGCGCAGCGGGCGGCGGUGGACGCCGAGUACAGAGCCAUGCUCCAAGCCGAGAGGACCGCCACCGAUGCGCCGCCCGCGUGCGCCACGCGCAAGCUAGACGACCCGCUGGGUGGCUGCGCCGGCGAGGCGCCGCUGCCGAAAGCAGACCCGGAGUUCUCACGGACGCGAGGGUUGGACGCAACCCGCGGCUGGAUCUCCGGCUCGGCUGCCAACCCGUCCGGCUUGUAGCUGUUGCGGUGUUUGACGUCUCUAUAAAAUCUCAAACCGGACAGUCAACCGUACCAGUCGCAAAACGCUCCGGAUUAAUGUCAGGUGCCGCCAGGUCCCCGCGGCAUCUCACUCGCAGAGCGGUGCCGGCGGCGGCGCAAUAGCACUGCGGCGAUCAGCAGAUUGGCCGCGACAAACGCGAGACAGAAGAGCGCCGCGUAGAGGGGCGAGGCGUAGAGCGGCAUCGGCGUGGCCGGGGCGGCGGCAGCGGCGGGGAGGAGGCCGAGGGCAUGUGCGGCGACGGGCAGCGCCGCCGCCUGGGCCUGCAAGCCCGCGCUCUCAAGCAGCUGCGUCUGGAGAGGGACUCCCUGUGGGUGCCGGUGGCGGCUGCCGUCCAGCCGCACGCGGCACAGCAGGUGAUGGCCGCC
Molecule: messenger RNA, 1152 nt
Organism: Emiliania huxleyi CCMP1516
Lineage: Eukaryota; Haptophyta; Isochrysidales; Noelaerhabdaceae
Exons: 2
Coding region: 53-745 (230 amino acids)
Source: RefSeq, a predicted model, not a curated record